AGGCAGUUUAGCUAAAAAGAACCUCGAGUCAGACCUCGAGUUUGUCACGACACACUUGUUUCGAGGCAUUUCGAGGUAUGUACGAUUGCGUGAUUUGACGUAUUUGAUGAAUAUCGGAUGUAUUAUAUGUAGAACGUAAACAGUGAUUAAGAACAAGAUCUCGUAGGAGAUAAUAUUUUUUAACAUCUUUCAUCAUGGACACGGACAGGCCGCUUCACGAAGAUUGGAAAAAACGGGCAUUUGUGGGACCUUUGCCAGAUAGUUUCUUAAGAAUAGAGGAGCAUAAUGCACAACUUCAACAGGAAGCAGCAGAUCAACAGGCUGCCUUAGCUAUUCAACAACUGCAGAUGCAAAAUAUGCCAAUGGCUCAUGAUCCCCGAGUAGGCAGACUUAGUGUAACGAUUGCUCAGGCCAAAUUAGUAAAAAAUUAUGGAAUGACAAAAAUGGAUCCUUAUGUAAGAUUACGAGUGGGACAUGCAGUAUAUGAGACACAUACAAACUCAAAUGGUGGGAAGAAUCCACAUUGGAACAAAGUCAUUCAAUGUCUACUUCCACCUGGAGUCACCCAAAUAUAUGUAGAAAUUUAUGAUGAAUGUUCCUUUGUAAUGGAUGAAUUGAUUGCUUGGGGACAUAUAGAAAUUCCACCACAUGUUAUACAAAAAGGUGAAACACAUGAGGACUGGUACACACUGAGUGGAAAACAAGGGGAUAAUCAAGAAGGCAUGAUCAACUUAGUUUUCAGUUACUCGAAUAAGUGUAAUCCAUACAUGGGCUCUUCUUCAAUAAUGAUGGUACCUUCUGCAACAAUGUUUGGUAUGCCAUAUGCUCCAGUAAAUGUUUACACAACACCUCCACCUGUUGUUGCACCAACGGUUAUACCGAGUUCUUUGCCAAAUGCUGAAGUUGAGUUGAAACAGAUUGCAGAAAUGUUUCCAAAUGUCGACAAAGAAGUUAUCAAAUCAGUAUAUGAUGCUAAUCAUGGGAAAAAAGAUAUUACAAUUAAUUCAUUGCUUCAAAUGUGCGAAUAAGUCCUAAUCUCUAUGCAAUUUGCCAUAUUUCAUUUUACUAUAUUUUCUGUUAAUAAGUAUUAUUCCGUUGAAAGAAUGUAAUAAUAUUAUUAAGGAGAUACAAUUUAUAAUACUUCCAUACAUAAUGAUUAAGGCUAGAAAAUUCUUUGAAUAUAUAAAGUGCCGAUAUAUAUACCCUUUUAAGAAAACAUUACUUUUAAUGUAAUAUUCAAUUGCUUAUUUUUAGUCAAUUUUGUUAUAUAUGAUAUAAUUAUUUCAAAGUUUAUGCUGUCUUUUUCCUAAUUUUCCGAAAAUAUAUGUAUUUUUACUUUCAAACACGCGACUACAAACUAUAUAAUCUGUUCAUCUCUGUAUAUAACUUAUGUUAUAUUGCGUGUUUUACGAAGUUGUAAAAAGAUAUACGCUUAAUCGAUAUAUCGCAUACAAAUUGUAAUAAAUAUUAAGUAUAUGUAAUUCGUACAAUUUCAUUCAUAUCAGAUAAGUAAGCUGACAGAGUAUGUCAGAGAAUAUAAAAAAUUUUAUACACGAAUAAUGUCACAGCUGUAGCUCCAAUGGUAAUUAGUAUUGAAUAUGUAUUUCUUGUUGUUGCGUUGCAUGGUGGAUCGUUUGCGUUGCUGGUAGACUGACAGGCACAUACCUCGAUAGUAUAUCCUUCAGUCUAUAUAAAAACAAUUUUUAAGUAUCCACAUAAUCAUGUAAUUGUAUCUCAUUAUUAAACGAUAUUGAUUUGUAGUCAUAAUUAUAUAAAUUUCAUUGUGAAUAGCUUGUAUUAGCUUGUAAUACAUACAUGUUGAACGUAACAGCCUGAUGUAAUCGCCGAUGUCUGGUCUUCGAUGACUUUUCCGCAGAAAUAACUGGCGUUCACCACUACAAAUUAUAUACGUUUCGACUGUGAAAUCUGAUUUGGUUUUCUUUUGUUAUUUUAUAAAAUGUAGUUUUACCUGCGUUAUUGUACGUAUAUGUAUAUUUUAUACAAACGUUAUCGGUAUUCAAUUCGCAAGAGUAUUUAUUUGGGUUUUCUGCCCACAUCUCAUUCGUUUUUGGCGGUGAAAAGCCUAAAAAAAUUGCAAAGUAUUAUCAUUGAGAUUAACGAUAAAAAGUCAAUAAUUAACAGUCGAAGACGAAAGUUACUGUUAUAAAACGGCUUCACGCAAGGAAUAUCAUUAGUGCAGUUGACAGUCUUGUUACUUGGGCCUGGCCAUGUAAAUUGGAAGCAGUACUUUGCACCUAAACUUAUUGCUACAUGAAAAAUAGAUUGUAAUUAAGAAUGGACCAUAUGAAAUGUCGAUAAAUCUGUGAAGCAUUCGACGAAUUCAAUUAGCGUAUUAAUAUUUUUCUCUCAUCCACAAUGUGAUAUAAAUUAAAUCAAAUUCUCUCCAUAUUUUUAUAUAAUAAUUUACAUGUCCGAUGUAUGUGUGUUUACGAUAAUUAUGAUAUAGACUGUUUUGAUGUGCAUAUGUAUAUAUAUGUACGUAGACGUACAUACAUACGCGCUUAGGUGUUCUUAAUGAUCAAUUCUUAUCUGCUGAUUAUCAAAUGAGAAACUGACAACAACUCAAAAAUAGUCCAUGAGCUUUGAAUGAAUGUAUUGCUAAUAAUAACGGCCUGAAAAUACA
Molecule: messenger RNA, 2644 nt
Organism: Odontomachus brunneus
Lineage: Eukaryota; Metazoa; Arthropoda; Insecta; Hymenoptera; Formicidae
Product: toll-interacting protein-like
Exons: 6
Coding region: 195-1028 (277 amino acids)
Biological process (GO): ubiquitin-dependent protein catabolic process
Cellular component (GO): cytoplasm
Molecular function (GO): ubiquitin conjugating enzyme binding; ubiquitin binding
Source: RefSeq, a predicted model, not a curated record